Messenger RNA from Gastrolobium bilobum, 950 nucleotides. RefSeq lists its product as uncharacterized. The transcript has 2 exons. The record is from RefSeq and is a predicted model, not a curated record. Bases 37 to 663 code for a protein of 208 amino acids. NCBI's taxonomy places the organism in Eukaryota, Viridiplantae, Streptophyta, Magnoliopsida, Fabales, Fabaceae.
UUUUUGCAUUUCCUUCGUUUUGAAACUCCGAAUCAAAUGCGAACCGUACGAUCAAAAUCAACCCUUGUGAUCUUCAUCGCCUUCCUUCUUCUCACAUCAGCACCAUCUCCUACCCAAUCCCUAUUCUUCUCCUUUUACAAUCACUAUCGAAACCUCUCAUCUCUCGCACACUCCCUCUUCAACGGCGUCGCCAACCUCCGCUCCUCACGUGGCGAUGUCGCCGGCGCCGACCGAGCCAGGGGCAUCGCCGACAAGCUGGAGCGGGGGCUGGGCUUUGGCUUCUGGAGGAUCAUGUGGUCCACUUGGAUGUGGACGUGGAGGGAAUUGCCCCUUACGGAACUCUACGGCGCCGUUUCGGACAUGAACGAGUUGCUGAGUGGCUUGACUGAGUUGACUCGCAUGGAAUCGGCCGCGCAAAGGUCUGCUUGGGUUUCCCGAAAUUACCAAAAUGUCCUCACCGUCUCUAAAUCGCUCUAUCGCAAGCUCCUUAAAGCGUUUGGCCAAUCGGAACUGAUGGAGACGUUGCAAAUAGAGGUGGUGGAAGGUGGGUUAAUCAGAGAUUGCCUUGAAUUGGGUAGCAAUGAUUUCAAGGCUUUGAUUCAGGUUGUCAAGGAUUUGGUAUUGCAAUUUUUCCCUGUUCAUGAUAAAGACCCUGAACUAUAACUAGUAAAUAGUAAUGCGUAAGUAUUUGGACCACUGAUGAACUUUUAGAAUUUUGACUUUAGUUGCUUUUGGACUGGUUUUGAGCUAUGCUGGUAGCCCUAGGCACUUCCUUAUAAGUGACCCAACUCAAUUGCUUUUGUUUGUUUUCAGUUUGUUUCUCUUCGAAUACAAGAUUCCAGCGUGAACCAAUCUAUGUAUAUUUAAGGAGAUAAUUUUAUUUCCUGUCCAUACAUAAGAGUGUGGAGCCAUGUAAAGGGAAGAGGGAAAAAAAAAAAAAAAACUAGAAU